UAUGGGGAGAUCAUGGCCAAGGUUUUUCCCGAGGGGAUCGUCUCCGAUGGGAUCCGUAUCGCCAUCGGCCCCGCGGCCUACGCCCUGGCCGGCGCGGCGGCCUACUCGGGCGCGGUGACCCACACGCUGUCGACGGCGCUGCUGGUGUUCGAGCUGACCGGGCAGAUGUCCCACGUCCUGCCCGUGCUCAUCGCGGUGCUGGUGGCCAACGGACUGAGCCAGCGGCUCCAGGCCUCCUUCUUUGACGGCAUCAUCAUCGCCAAGCAGCUGCCCUACCUCCCCAAGCUGGGCGUGGGGCAGAGCGGGGCCCACGACAUCUACGCGGAGGAUUUCAUGGUCACGGACCUCAAAUACCUCCCCCAGGGCUGCAGGUUCAAGGACAUACGGGGUCUGCUGAAGGCUUCCAGCCUCAAACAGUUCCCCCUGGUGGACUCCCAAGAGUGCCGGAUCUUGCUGGGCUCUAUCCGGAGGAAGCAUCUGGCCAAGCUGCUGUCUGAGCAGCUGAGCACGGAGAAGCGAUUCCAGUAUCUGCUCAGCCAGUCCGAGCUGCUGGGGGCAGACGGAGCUCCGGGGACCCCAGAGGAGAAGCCAGAAGCGCCGAAGGUUUCUACUGAGCCGGGCGACUGGGAGACAUCCAAGGAGGAGGAGCGAGGCACCCAGCUGUCUGUCAAGAUGAAGGACGUCUGUCACUUGGUGGAGGACUGGGAGUGCCAGCAGCUGCAGGAGCCAGUCCGGCUGGAGGAGCUGCCCAUCGACCCGGCCCCCUACCGCCUGCUGGAGAAGGAGACCCUCUACCAGUGCUAUGACCUUUUCAACUUGCUGGGCCUCCGGACCGCCUAUGUCACCAAUGUGGGCCGGCUGGUCGGGGUGGUGAGCCUCCGAGAGCUCAAAGCCGCGGUGGAGGGGUCGGUCAAGGGCACCUUCGUCAGGGGGCGGCCCCACAACGGGGGGCAACGUGAGGGGGACCCGGACCCCAAUGGAGCCUCGGCCUAGCAGGGAUCGGAGCAUCCGGCCUCCCCCCAAACCCGGAUCGUGAGGGGGGGCAGGGGAGAGAAAGCCCCCCCCAGCGCCCCGUCUUUUCUCCUUCGCCCCCCCCGCGUCCCACCUCCAAUACCCCCCCAGUAACCCCUAAAUUAUUAACCCCCUGUUUUCUGGAGCUGCCCCCCCGAACCCUCCCAAUCACCCAG
Molecule: messenger RNA, 1187 nt
Organism: Malaclemys terrapin pileata
Lineage: Eukaryota; Metazoa; Chordata; Testudines; Emydidae
Product: chloride channel protein 1-like
Exons: 10
Coding region: 13-993 (326 amino acids)
Biological process (GO): chloride transport; transmembrane transport
Cellular component (GO): membrane
Molecular function (GO): voltage-gated chloride channel activity
Source: RefSeq, a predicted model, not a curated record